CGCAGUGCUGCACCCUCGCCCCGCCCUCCCGGGUGUCCCUCAGCCAACAUGGCGGCGCCCUGUGCGUCCCUCGGCGCGGUGGUUUCCUGCCGGCUGUUCCUCGGGAGUCGGGUCAUCCUCGCCCGGAGCAAGGGGCCUUGGGGAGCUUCGGCGGCCGGCCUGCAGGCAGGAGCCGCACCCCAGCUAUCAAGGCUAAUUCGUACUACAGUUGUAACAACAAAGAAAAAUGUUCCUGCCUCCAGACAUGAGCCGUACACAGAAGACUUUAUUAAAAAGCAGGUUGAAGAGUUCAACAUAGGGAAAAGACACUUGGCCAACAUGAUGGGGGAGGACCCAGAGACUUUCACGCAAGAGGACGUUGACAGAGCUAUUACUUACCUUUUUCCAAGUGGUUUGUUUGAGAAGCGAGCCAGGCCAGUAAUGAAGCAUCCUGAGCAGAUUUUUCCCAGACAAAGAGCAAUGCAGUGGGGAGAAGACGGCCGUCCAUUUCACUUCCUCUUCUACACUGGCAAACAGGCAUAUUACUCGCUGAUGCACGACAUAUAUGGGAAGAUCCUCCAGGCUGAAAGUCGUGAAAGUCAGUUGCCGCCCAAGAACCUGCUGCCAGCAAACACAGAAGUCAUAGAUCUGAUUGGCAGCAGAUGGCUGAUUAAGGAGGAACUAGAAGAAAUGUUAGUGGAAAAACUGUCAGAUCAAGAUUACGUGCAGUUCAUCCGGCUGCUGGAGAAGCUGCUGAGGUCGGCCUGCGGCCCCGGCGAGCAGGAGCUAGUGCGCAGGUUCCGCAGGAGCGUGGCGGCGCGGUCCCAGCAGCAGCAGAUCCCGCCCGUGCAGCAUGAUGCACAAGGCGCACCCUUCAGCAUAGGCCAAGGCAGGAGGAAGACUGCACAAGCGGAAGCAGUCGUCACCGCGCAGGGCAGUGGAAGGAUCCAGGUGAACGGCGAGGAUUACCUGCACUACUUCCCGGUCCUGCAGGACAGAGAGCAGCUGAUGUUCCCGUUCCACUUUCUGGACCGGCUUGGGAAGCACGACGUGACCUGCACCGUGUCCGGGGGCGGGAGGUCGGCGCAGGCGGGAGCCCUGCGCCUGGCCAUGGCCAGGGCUCUGUGCAGCUUCAUCAGCAAGGACGAGGUCGAGUGGAUGCGGCAAGCUGGCUGGACACGGAGCGGCCUCAGGAGAAUGCGCAUGUGUCCUCCAGCCUGGUCUCGAAUCCAGAGCUCUGGCAUCGGGACGGCCCUGAGCACUGCCCAGCCACUGCCUGGGAUGCAGCAUCAGCUUUGCCUGCUCUAAGCCCUCGGCCCUCAGCUUGUACUGAGCCUGGCCUGCUCACCACCGACCCGCGCGUGCGAGAGCGGAAGAAGCCGGGCCAGGAGGGCGCCCGCAGGAAGUUCACCUGGAAGAAGCGCUGAGUGGCACCGAGGUACUGCGGUCCCCAUUGCAGGCCAGGCUGGCAGCACUGCCUCCCUUAGAAACUUUGGGGCCCUGAUGGGAUGUAUUUUUAAGUGAGGCUUCUUAAAAGUUACCAUUAAAAAAUUAAAACUCAAA
Molecule: messenger RNA, 1542 nt
Organism: Cavia porcellus (domestic guinea pig)
Lineage: Eukaryota; Metazoa; Chordata; Mammalia; Rodentia; Caviidae
Gene: Mrps9
Product: mitochondrial ribosomal protein S9
Exons: 12
Coding region: 49-1287 (412 amino acids)
Biological process (GO): translation
Cellular component (GO): mitochondrial small ribosomal subunit; ribosome
Molecular function (GO): structural constituent of ribosome; RNA binding
Source: RefSeq, a predicted model, not a curated record